Messenger RNA from Linum trigynum, 1634 nucleotides. The record is from the annotation of a GenBank genome assembly. NCBI's taxonomy places the organism in Eukaryota, Viridiplantae, Streptophyta, Magnoliopsida, Malpighiales, Linaceae.
GUUUCAGUUUCGCCGUCCAACGUCCGCUCUCGCCAGUCGCCACUAAUCACUAUACGCUGCUGCUCAACUUUCUCGUCUCCUUCCGCUGCCAAGUCGCAGGUGGGAACUCCGUAUAGUAAAGCCCUUUCUCCAUAAUCUACUCCACAGUCAAAAUCAAUGGAGAUAGAAGAGCGCCAGGAGCAAUUCAUCAACCAGUUCGUGGCGCAAGCGUCGGCGAUCGACGGCGGCCCUGCCUCUUCUCCCUCUCUCGCUCGCCUUGUCGUCGAAUCUACCUCCCACCCUUCAGUCUUCUCCUUCGGCGAGAUUCUUGCCCUCCCCAAUCUCCUCCAGGUUCAAGGAACCGAGAAUUUGGCGUACGUUGAUCUCCUGAAGCUGUUCGCUUACGGAACGUGGAAGGAUUACAAAGGGAAAUCGAGUGUACUGCCGCAGCUGAAACCGGAUCAAAUUCUUAAGCUGAAGCAGCUCACUGUGCUUACUGUCGCUGAGACUAGCAAGGUUGUCUCCUACGAUACUCUUUUAGAGCAACUGGAAUUUUCUAACGUGCGUGAGCUCGAGGACUUCCUUAUUGAUGAGUGUUUGUACGCGGGGAUAAUCAAAGGGAAGUUGGAUCAGUCGAGGCGAUGCUUCCAGAUUGAAUUUGCGGCAGGGAGGGACCUGGUCCCUGGUGAACUUGAAGCCGUGAUAGAGACUGCAAGAAAUUGGUUGGCAACUUCAGAUAAUUUGCUUCCCUUGAUUGAAGACAAGAUUAGACAGGCUAAUGAAAUGGAUCAAUUGGAGAAGCAGCAUCAGAUGGAUGUCAAGGAAAAUAUUGAAAAAGCAAGGAAGAACCUCCAUUCACAUGGACAUCAUGACAUCAGUAGUCCUCGUUUUCUUACUGAUGGAGAGUUGGAUAAUCAAACGAGCGGUUUCACUACAAGAAGACCACAAAAGCCAGGCGCCCUUACAUCAGAACGUGAAGAGAAGGUCAGCCACUGCUGCUGAGUGCCCUGUCCAAAUCAAUUUCAUACUCGGUUUAGCCUUGUAUUGGAUUCAGUUACGGCGACUUAUUCUUCCAGAUGUGUAGGUUCUUACCCCAUCCAGAGAAUGUAAAUACGUAGUGGAGCUAAUUCUUUCAGUCCAUAAUGUUUGUUUUUCCAUAGCUUAUCAUAUCCAGAAGACCAGAACGAAAAUGGAUGGAUUCUUGAGGAGCAAUCCGGCUAGGCUAGGAGGUCUCAUUUGUGAGAACGUGCUUACAAUGUCCACGGCCGUUCUAGUAGUGGUUCGAUCGGGCGCUGGACACCCGACGACCGCCACGUGUUUUACAACACUUACAAAUGGAGUUGUAUUGUAAGCACCCUAGCCGGAUUGGGGAUAGACGAUAGAGGGCAUGUAUCUCUUUAGCCGUUCAUUCUAUUCUACUCGUAAGGUUGAUCUUAGAAGAACACUGAACAUCCCCUUGCCCUGAGGUGUUAAUUUGACUCUCAGCCAAUAGCUGUCGUUAUUUCGUCCACGAGGUUAGUGACCUAACCAGCAAUGUUGUCCGAACCGCCAUAUGAAUCGGUAUUAUAAGCUGCUCACACUUUAUUGGUUUAACCGCUAUCAAGCCGUUAUAAACUCGUUAUGGAACUGGUGUCUAAGAAAUAGAAUUAUUAUAA